Spodoptera exigua (beet armyworm) is the source of this 1131-nucleotide messenger RNA. Lineage: Eukaryota; Metazoa; Arthropoda; Insecta; Lepidoptera; Noctuidae. The record is from the annotation of a GenBank genome assembly.
AUGUUCACAUUAGUGUUGUACUUUGCUUGCAGGUGUUGCGCAUGUAACGAUGCCGUCAGGGGUAGCGCCGCCUCAGGUCACGUGGGCAGGACCAACUUACCUCUCAUCUGCCUGGUGCCACACACGGACAAACCCACUGGGACCUCCGCACGUAAUCCCCCGCGUGGUCCAGCCCAGACUGGUGCAACAGCACAAAACGACUUCCAACUCCUUGAUGAAAAUUAUAUUAAGAAACAUUUCAAGCUACCUCCAAGAGCCCUGUAUCUUGACCCGUUCAGGCGGCCACUAAUCACAUUUCCUAUGACUCAAGAGGAUUCUAAGAACUUUAAUUUGGCGCGCAAGUAUAAAAUCAACCAACAAAUUCUGGACGGUUAUUUGGAUCCCAGUGAAGCCAUUUCUGCACCAAGUGUCUUCCCACAUGCCCCAGAUCACAAAUCUGAAAAAGCAAAAGCGGAUGAUGAAGAUGAAGAAAUCAUUUAUAUUCUGCAGCUUCCAGACUUCGAAUAUAAAUGUCCAGUACAUAACGAAACAGUGAAAACUCCCAGGUUUAUUUGGCACUCCUGCAAGAAACAGAAGGCAAAACAAUCAAAGGAACGAGCACGCGGUGGCGGCCCGUUGAACAAACCAAAACCUUGGCUACUAAGUAGAAUUACAGAUUUCGACUUAUUGUCGCAAUGACCAUUGGCACAACCAGGCUUCGACGCUUUUAAUAUGUCAGCCCCUUUCAUCGUCCAGAUGAAUAAUGAGGGAAAAUGGGAAAAUAAAAAACCCGACAAUUUGGACGAAGAACGACUUAAGGCUAUUGUUCAACACUUGGUUAAUUCCAAGGCAAUAGGUGCGGCACAGAGUUACUGCUGUCAGUGUGCUGCUGAAAAUAAGUUGCCAAAAAUGCAAACCCAAUAUGUGCCAGUAGUUGUAAUGCCAAUUUAUCCAAGUGACCAAUGUGUAUUUGAUAUGGAGGGCGAAGUCCAGAAAAUGUCCCAUGCUGAAAAGCAAAAGACUAAACCUAGUAAGAAAACUAAAGCAACAGAGUUAAAAGAAGACAAAGAGAAGGAUCGAAUAACGAAGCCAAAGAAGCGAAGCUUUGGUUUGCAGAGGCUCACAGACUUUGAUUUAUUGUCACAAUGGUGA